Messenger RNA from Silurus meridionalis, 1532 nucleotides. RefSeq names its product ganglioside induced differentiation associated protein 1-like 1 (gene gdap1l1). The coding region runs from base 266 to 1366 and encodes 366 amino acids. Lineage: Eukaryota; Metazoa; Chordata; Actinopteri; Siluriformes; Siluridae. The transcript has 6 exons. The record is from RefSeq and is a predicted model, not a curated record.
GGCUGCAUGUACCAUCGAGGCUUUUAGGUUUCUGUAGUGUGCAUCAAUGUGAUGCAAAUGUCUCUUUAUUAACAUUAAAAUUAAUACAUUUCUUUUUUAAUGGAACAAGCUCCAGGGUAGCAGCCAGGAAUAAAGGAUAAUUUGAGGAUGCUGUGGAGACAGCGCGCGCUGUUAUUGCACAGUCUCUCUCUCUCUCUCUCUCUCUCUCUCUUUAAUCCCUCCCCUAUUGGUACCCUUUCUCUCGCACGCACGAGCAUCCUCCGUCAUGGCGUCUUCCAACCAUGUCACCCCCACCAACUGCAGCUGGUGGCCCAUUUCGGCCAUGAGCGAGGACGACAAGCUCGCGGACGGAGAGGAGAGUCACGACCCACCAGUGGAGCACAAGCCCUUCUCUAAAGACCGGCUCGUUUUGUACCACUGGACGCAGUCUUUCAGCUCGCAAAAGGUGCGUCUGGUGAUUAACGAGAAGGGUCUUCUGUGUGAAGAGCGGGAUGUAAGUCUACCUCUGACUGAGCACAAGGAACCCUGGUUUAUGAGGCUCAACCUGGGAGAGGAAGUGCCUGUCUUCAUACAUGGAGACAUCAUUGUCAGCGAUUACAACCAAAUCAUUGAAUACAUAGAGACGAACUUUGUGGGUGAUACAAUAUCCCAGCUUAUUCCAGAAGAAGGCACUCCCAUCAAUGCUCGGGUGAAGCAGUAUCGAGAGCUUCUGGAUGGCCUGCCCAUGGAUGCCUACACACAUGGCUGCAUCCUCCACCCUGAACUCACCACUGACUCCAUGAUCCCAAAGUACGCCACUGCUGAAAUUCGUAGACACUUGGCCAAUGCAGCAUCUGAACUGAUGAAGCUGGACCAUGAGGAGCCACAGCUGACAGAGCCACACCUUUCAAAGCAGAAAAAACUCAUGGCAAAGAUACUGGACCAUGAUAAUGUGAACUACCUGAAGAAGAUCCUUGUUGAGUUGGCAAUGGUAUUAGACCAGGUAGAGGCAGAACUUGAAAAGAGGAAACUAGAAUAUAAAGGUCAAACGUGCGAGUUGUGGCUUUGCGGACCUGACUUUACAGUAGCUGAUAUAUGUCUAGGAGCAACAUUGCACAGGCUCAAGUUCUUGGGACUUUCAAAGAAGUACUGGGAGGAUGGAAGCAGACCCAACCUCCAGUCUUUUUUCGAGCGUGUGCAGAAGCGUUACGCUUUCCGCAAAGUGCUGGGAGACAUCCACACCACCUUACUGUCGGCGGUUCUACCUAACGCAUUCCGAAUGGUAAAAAAGAAGCCACCAUCCUUCUUUGGCGCAUCCUUCUUAAUGGGUUCUUUAGGUGGAAUGGGCUAUUUUGCCUAUUGGUUUUUAAAAAAGAAAUACAUGUAGUAUAUACUCUAUUACUGUGUACUGUGUCUGUGAAUUUUGUGUGAAGCUGCAACGUUUCUGUACCAGAUGUUGUGCAACAGCUGGAAUUACGACGCGGUGCAGAGAACACCCUAUUAUCUGAGGAUUAAAUAAGAACAUUCCAUGACAAGGAAUUCUUCUUAAAACA